Molecule: messenger RNA, 1575 nt
Organism: Onthophagus taurus
Lineage: Eukaryota; Metazoa; Arthropoda; Insecta; Coleoptera; Scarabaeidae
Source: RefSeq, a predicted model, not a curated record
AUGUAUCGUCAGAUCUUAAUUACACCAGCAGAUAGAAUAUAUCAAUAUAUUUUAUGGCGUUUCUCUCCAGACGAACCCAUUCAAAUUUAUCAACUUAAUACAGUUACCUACGGUAUUGCUUCUGCGCCCUUUCUAGCGCUUCGAACAAUCUUAGAGUUGUCUAAUUUAUAUUCAGAAGAGUAUUCACAAGCUUCUCAUGUCCUGAAACAUAACGUUUAUGUUGAUGAUAUUGUAACGGGUGCCAAUUCGAUUCAAGAAAUACUUGUUUUACAAAGGGAUUUAAUUGAACUUCUUCGACAAGGAGGAUUCAAACUCCGAAAAUGGGCAAGCAACUGUUCUGACGUCCUCGAGUCAGUCUCCCAAGAUGAUCUGCAACCUCCUUUGUCCCUAGAUCCAGAAUCCAAUUGUAUUAAAAUCCUUGGCCUUCAAUGGGAUCCAACUAAAGACGUAUUUAAAUAUCAUUACUCCCCACGUUCCAAUUCCAUCACCAAACGUCACAUACUUUCCGAUAUCGCCCGUAUUUAUGAUCCCUUGGGAUUCCUUACUCCUUGCACCUUUAAAGCUAAACACAUCAUUCAACAGCUUUGGCAAUUGCAAUGCGACUGGGACGAAAUUCCCCCGGAUUACCUGGUAAAUCAAUGGAAAUCCUUUAAACAACAAUUAUCGUUAUUGUCAAACUUUGAAUUACCACGAUUUAUAUCAUCCGAAGAUUACUUAAUAUGUGAACUCCAUCUUUUUUGUGACGCGUCUGAGAUUGGAUACGCUACUUGCGCUUAUUUAAGAUAUCACACAAUUGAUAAUUCCAUCCGUACCUACUUCAUUGGCGGUAAAUCUCGCGUAGCACCUCUUAAAACAAUUACAAUUCCUAGAUUGGAAUUGUGCGGAGCAACUCUUCUUGUUGACUUUCUUGAAACCAUUCAACCGAUUCUUACAUCUGUACUUAAAAUUAAAUCUAUCACUGCUUGGUCGGAUUCACAAGUAGUUUUACACUGGCUGAAUUCUGUUCCUAAUAAUUGGAAAACAUUCGUAGCGAAUAGAGUGGCUCAUAUUCAGAAUAUUUUACCUGCUAACUGUUGGCGGUAUGUUCCGUCUGCUCACAAUCCAUCUGAUUGCGCCUCUCGAGGUCUUAAUCCGGAGCAACUUCUCAAUUCUGAUAUUUGGUGGCAUGGUCCUCGAUGGUUCUUGGAUCAUGAUCGAAAUUGGCCAAAUAAUCCUUGUGCUAUACCGAAUGAGAAAAUUAAUUUGGAGAAAAGAGCAUUACAACGAGAACGGGAGUUACUGGAGCGACAGAGAACCCUUGAAUUAGGUACUGAGGAACGACAAAUGACACCAACAGGUAACAUGUCACAAUUAUUACCAGAAUUUGAUCCAGAUAAACUAGACGGAUUAACAGCACCACAAUGGAUUCAAAAAGUGGAACAUUCAAUAGAUUCAUUUCAAUGGAAUCAUAAUAUUGUACUGUUUAAUGCCAUCUCAAUGUUACGUGGAGCCGCAAAGCUCUGGUUUGAAGGAUACCGAGGAUCAUUGUCCGAUUGGCUUGCUGGAACCAAAUUAUUACUGAUUUUCCUACACUAA